CGACACCGUCAGUCGUGGACUUGCGUGGAAGCUGCGUAUCGUGGUGACGCGCGCUCGUGUCCGCGCGCAGCAACGAGCCUCCUCUGCUCAGACCUCUUCAGCAGCUGUCGGGAUCCGGACCAGACGUAAGCUGGGACCGAGAGCGGGGACGCGAGUCUCAGGAGGAACUGGAGCGGACCGGAACCACAUUCCGAGGAAUGAUUGAGUCCGCUGCAACUUUUCUGUUACUUUUCGCUCUCACGAACACCACCAGUGACUGAGCGGGAUUCGGAUGUUGGGACGUGAAAAGAUCUGCUGAGGGGUUAGACUCAACUAAGAGGAGGAGACCAGAGCUGGAGGAGACCCAGGAGAACCAGGAGGACCAUGGAACACUCCAACACCGGUGUGAUGGGCUGUUGAUGGAGAGGAUUUCGAAUGUCAGCCGGGACCGUGGUCAUCGCAGGUGGAAUCUUGGCAACUGUCAUUUUACUCACCAUCGUCGGGUUCCUGUGUCUGUGUCGCCUGCAGUACUACUGCUGCAAGAAGGGGGAGUCUGAUAAGGGGGAGGAGGACGACCCCGAGUUCACCGCCAUGUCUCCGUCCCGCCCCUUGGCUCUGUGUGCUCCUCCCACACCACCGACGCCGGACCACCUGAGUGACGUGUCCGAGACGUACCCGCCCACAUUUCUCACCGAAGCCAACGGCCCCGUUAGCUACUCGCCCACUCCACCUUUCCCUCCGCCGCCGCCCCCGCCUCCACCUCCGCCGCCUCGCCGCUGCCAGCGCUCACACGCCUUCUGUCCGUCCUGCGCCCGCUGCUCGCUGCCCUUCUACCUACAGCACCCAGAGCGACUGUGCAACGGCGGGCGGCGGAUCAGCUACAGGACUGUGCAGCAGGACGACCCGGAGCUGCCGCUGGACCUGGCCAGCCUCUACCACAAGCUCAACCAGAUCCGCGCGCUGACCACGCACAGUGUCAGCACCGACGUCUGAAGGCGCCCCCUGCUGGUCAGUGAGUUACUGUGGCACCAUGAGGGCUGAUGAUGUAAGGGCUCGAGGCGACUGAGGAGGUGGGGCAGAGCGGAAAAAAUAUUCACUGGCAAAUAAACAACCUUCAUGAUUAACACUAAA
Messenger RNA from Synchiropus splendidus (mandarinfish), 1110 nucleotides. RefSeq names its product protein FAM163B (gene fam163b). Bases 415 to 972 code for a protein of 185 amino acids. The record is from RefSeq and is a predicted model, not a curated record. Lineage: Eukaryota; Metazoa; Chordata; Actinopteri; Syngnathiformes; Callionymidae. The transcript is spliced from 3 exons.